Bradysia coprophila is the source of this 2753-nucleotide messenger RNA. Its product is annotated as acid sphingomyelinase-like phosphodiesterase 3b. Gene Ontology annotation, molecular function: phosphoric diester hydrolase activity. NCBI's taxonomy places the organism in Eukaryota, Metazoa, Arthropoda, Insecta, Diptera, Sciaridae. The record is from RefSeq and is a predicted model, not a curated record.
AGUACUAAGCUAACGUUGCCGGUGGUUAGACGUAUUUCAACACACUUUCUAGAUAUUCGAUAAAGUGUCAAUUUACUAUUAAAUUAUUGUUGAAAUUGUAUACCACAACAAAACAGACAGGAGCUCAGAAGUGAUGUGAAGCAAUAAAAGUGAAAUAGAAGAAAAUAAAUUUUCCGCAGGAAAAAUGUUUGCACAGCAUUGUCAUUGUACAAAAUGAAAUAAUUUCGAUGACUCUGCAGGAAGUUGUUCCCAACGAUUGCUCUUGAGUUUUCUUUUCGUAAUUUCGUUUUUCCCGUUUCGGACUCUCGAUCCCACAACGAACUGUUUUCAUUUCGAUAAUGUAUUGUUAAUGUAAAUGUGAACGAAGUGAUUUAAUACAUAUCGCAGAAAGGACGAACACACAAUGUUAAAUGUGGAACAAUUUAUUUGCACUAUAAAAAAUUAACUUCAAACACAACAAACAUGGAUUGGAUUGAAUAUUAAAUUGUGCGGAAUAUUUGAAAAUUUGUUUGAACCAUAAAACAUAGUGAUAAAAGGGAUUUUAAAUUAAAUGGAGCUUAAAUAAAUAUAAGUAUUUUACAUCAAGACUAAAAUGCCAACUUUACGGCAAGCUUAACAUGAUUAUGCUUGAAGGGGAUGUUCUUAUAUGAGUGUUGUGAAUUCGUUUUCGAAAUAUAUAUACACAUAAUGAGUCGAAUGGGUUAUGAGCGUUAAAGCUACGCGUUGUUGAAGUGAUUAAAAGUUUUUGUUGUUUUUUUAAUGAUUUAUGUUGUCUUCUGUUUUCGAUACGAUAUACGGAUUACAUGGAACGAACACUUUCACACAAAAAAUGUGUUUAACACGAUAAUGCUGUUUUGAGGCCACAUAAUUUCGUACCAUAAAAAACUAGAACACAUAAUACCAUCGAAAGCUUUCGGCAUAAGCAACCGCAAACUAAACUUUAAUAACAAUACAUAAAAUAACAUUUUCAUCAUAAAUUUAAAUUAAAGUGAGAAAAUAAUAUCCUUUUGUAUGUAAGCCUAUAUAACACAUACAUAUAUAUAUAUAUAUACAUAUGAACAAUAUCAUCAUCCCUGCAUAUUCGCUUGUAUGAAAAAAGGAUAUGCUAUGUAAGUAUGUUGUUAUUCCUAUAAAUACAAAAAAGAGUGCCCGUUGUCGUGUAUAACCAUCAGGUGUGUUGUUUGUAGAACGUCUACCGAGACUAUUUCAUAUAUAUACACACACUAUAUACGGUUGAUAUAUUUGUACUUACAAAAUAAUACAGAGGAAGCUCUUUCGACACUAUAAAUAUACCUUACAUCGGUAAGCUACAAUGUGAUAUGUGUUUUUCAUGAUAAAAAUACAGGAAGUAUAAGAAAUUUUUUCCUUUUCCACAGUUAUAAUGAAAAAUAUCUCUUUUGUGAGAAAUGUUGUGAGUGUUUGUAUUGUAAUCACUACAUAACACAACCGAAAAAGUGAAUCAAAAUUCAAUAUUAGAUAGAGCAAAGAAGAGGAAGAAAAAGAAGAAGGUGAAACAACAACGAAGUUAUAUUGGAUAUCGUAAAAACCAUAAAAUGAGCCUCAACGGAAUGUUGAAGGUCUUCAACAUUACCUGGAUUAUUUGGAUUUAUUUGUAUUCGGUUUAUUGUGUGCAGAAUGUGGACGCCAAAAUAGGGUAUUUUUGGCAUAUUACAGACCUACACUUGGAUCGGUCUUACUCAACUAGCGGAGAUGUGUCGAAGAGUUGCUGGCGUAUUGAAGGUCGUCAGACUAAUUCACCUACUCAUCCGCCAGGUCAUUUCGGGGAUUAUCUGUGUGACAGUCCAUGGAGUUUGCUUGAGUCAGCUACACAGGCGAUGAAGUCGAGACAAGGAGAUAAUGUGGAAUUCGUUUUGUGGACGGGUGAUGGCUUGGCGCACUCAACGAGGCGUCAUAGUGAACCACACCGACUCGAGUUGUUACGUAACAUAACCGAUUUGCUGGGGCGAACAUUUUCUUCACAAUUUGUCUUUCCGGUACUUGGCCACGAAGACGCACAGGGAAAUAGCUUUCGAAAGUUGGGCGAACUUUGGAGGCAUUGGUUGCCGUCGGAGGCAUUGCAAACGUUUGAGAAAGGUGGAUAUUACACAAUAGACCAAACGAAAAGCCGAUUACGGAUAAUUGUCCUAAAUACAAAUUUCAUGCGACAUGAUGGUAAAUAUUUGCAAACACAUUCUGCGGCAGUUAGACAAAGGCCAGGAGGUAUUGGCGACUCAUCGGAAUACAAUAAUUUCCAUUAUCAUCAUCAAAAUCAAAAUCACUAUCGUGGAAAUGGCAACAAUGGUUAUAGCGGUUCGUCGGCCGCUGCAACAGCGACACAUGCAUCGGGUGGUACUGUGAGCGCAUUGUCGGGUAGCGACAGCCAUGAAUCACAGAAACAAUGGGAUUGGUUGGAAGAGGUGCUGGCCAAGUCGAACCGCAAUAAAGAAACGGUUUACAUCGUCGGUCACAUGCCCCCCGGCUCCGAUGAACGACAAGUUGGUAGUCUACCAAAUGGCCAUUCAACCUUUUCAGAGAAAAACAAUUUACGUUACCUACGACUGGUUCGCAAGUAUUCAAACAUUAUACUGGGACAAUUUUUUGGACAUUUACAUUCCGAUUCUUUCCGGAUUAUAUAUAACGAAAUUGGUAAGUACGACAAAAUUGGUAAGUACGACAAUUUUAAUGAUAGUGGAAAAUGGAAUGUAAUUCCCUUGACUGAAAGUCAGGGUCUUAUGAAAGAAAAUACCCUUAAA